GGCGGGGGAGGCCAGCGAUCGGGGAUCCAGCCCCUGGGACGGCUGGCGGGGACAAAGGGGGACGAGUCGGGCACCCGCGACGUGCACACACACCUGCCGUGCAGGUGUGGAAAGCCAGUGAAGCGAGGACAGAGACGUGGAGAGACAGGCAAAGAGAAGUGGAGAGACUGAGAGACAGAGAGGUGGAGAGACAGGCAGAGAAGAGUGGAAAGAGAAAGACGUGGAGAGAGACUAAGCAAGACAGGACAAGAAGACAUACUCAGCUGUCCCUGGAACCCCAACCCCGCCUUCAUGCCCAACAGGUGCCCCACUUGGUCCAUCUUCACAGGUACCCAUUGCCCAGGUAACGUUCAGCCAGUGCUGCAGGCAGUCUGACUCACUGUCCCCCAAGUGACUCCUGAGGAACAACUGCAGACAAGAAGAUGGCCCAAGUCCUGCAUGUGCCCGCCCCUUUCCCAGGGACCCCGGGCCCAGCCUCCCCGCCUGCCUUCCCCGCCAAGGAGCCUGACCCACCCUACUCAGUGGAGACCCCCUACGGCUACCGCCUGGACCUGGACUUUCUCAAGUACGUGGACGACAUCGAGAAGGGCCACACGCUGCGGCGGGUGGCUGUGCAGCGCCGUCCCCGUCUGGGCUCCUUGCCGCGAGGCCCUGCCUCCUGGUGGACGUCCACCGAGUCGCUGUGCUCCAACGCCAGCGGGGACAGCCGCCACUCGGCCUACUCCUACUGCGGCCGGGGCUUCUACCCGCAGUACGGCGCCCUGGAGACGCGCUCCGGCUUCAACCCGCGCGUGGAGCGCACGCUGCUGGACGCCCGGCGCCGCCUGGAGGACCAGGCGGCCGCGCCCCCCGGCCUGGGCUCCCUGACGCCCAGCGCUGCCGGUUCCACGGGCUCCCUGGUGGGCGUGGGGCUGCCACCGCCCACGCCUCGAAGCUCGGGACUGUCCACGCCGGUGCCGCCCAGCGCCGGGCACCUGGCCCACGUGCGGGAGCAGAUGGCCGGUGCCCUGCGGAAGCUGAGGCAGCUGGAGGAGCAGGUGAAGCUGAUCCCUGUGCUGCAGGUGAAGCUGUCGGUGCUGCAGGAGGAGAAGCGGCAGCUCACAGUGCAGCUCAAGAGCCAGAAGUUCCUGGGCCACCCCACCGGGAGCCGUAGCCGCAGCGAGCUCUGCCUGGACCUCCCGGAGCCGCCCGACGACCCGGCGGCGCUCGAGACCCGGAGUGUGGGCACCUGGGUCCGCGAGCGGGACUUGGGCGUGCCCGACGGGGAGGCGGCGCUGAAUGCCAAGAUCGCCGUGUUGGAGACCCAGCUCAAAAAGGCCUUGCAGGAGCUGCAGGCAGCCCAGGCCAGUCAGGCCGAGCCCCAGCCCCAGGCCUGGCCCCCGCCCGACAGCCCAAUCCGAGUGGACACGGUCCGGGUGGUGGAAGGGCCGAGGGAGGUGGAGGUGGCGGCCAGCACAGCUGCUGGGGCCCCUGCACAGAGAGCGCAGAGCCUGGAGCCUUACGGAGUGGGGCUGAGGGCCCUGGCGACAUCAGGAGGGGCAGAGAACCCCCCUGUGUUCCGCAGCCACGAGGUGGUGGAGACCAUGUGCCCAGUGCCCACUGCGUCCACUAGCAACGUCCACGUGGUCAAGAAGAUCAGCAUCACAGAGCGGAGCUGCGAAGGGGCGGCAGGUCUCUCUCAGGCACCUACAGAGUCCUCGUCCCCGCCAGGGUCUGCAGCAGCCGCCGCCCAGGUGGAGCCCGAGAAGAGCACAGGCCAGGAGCCCACGGGUGACUGCACCAGCAGGGAGCCCACCAGGCAGGUGGCCUCUAGCGAAUUGGAGGAGGCCAGGGGUGCAGGCGGUUCCCUGGCCGGAGUGCGGUCCAUCAUGAAGCGGAAAGAGGAGCCCGCGGACCCCGAGGCCCGGCGCAGGAGCCUGCAGUUCGUGGGCGUCAACGGCGGGUAUGAGUCCUCAUCGGAAGACUCCAGCACAGCUGAGAACUUCUCAGAUAAUGACAGCACAGAGAACGAGGCCACAGAGCCCGAAGACAGGGUUCCAAGUGUGGCCUCAGUGCCCCAGCUCAGGCCAGGGACAGCGAUGGCCAAGACCAGCCGGCAAGAGUGUCAGUUAUCUCGGGAGUCUCAGCAUGUACCCACAGCUGAGGGGGCCUCGGGAUCCAACUCGGAGGAGGAGAUCCGGAUGGAGCUGAGCCCCGACCUCAUCUCGGCCUGCUUGGCCCUGGAGAAGUACCUGGGCAACCCCAACGCCCUCACGGAGCGGGAGCUGAAAGUGGCCUACACCACGGUGCUGCAGGAGUGGCUGCGCCUGGCGUGCCGCAGCGAUGCACACCCCGAGCUGGUGCGGCGCCACCUGGUCACCUUCCGGGCCAUGUCCGCGCGGCUGCUGGACUACGUGGUCAACAUCGCCGACAGCAACGGCAACACGGCGCUGCACUACUCCGUGUCACACGCCAACUUCCCUGUGGUGCGGCAGCUGCUGGACAGCGGUGUCUGCCAGGUGGACAAGCAGAACCGCGCGGGCUACAGCCCCAUCAUGCUCACCGCCCUGGCCACCCUGAAGACCCAGGAUGACAUUGAGACUGUCAUUCAGCUCUUCCGGCUUGGAGAUGUCAACGCCAAAGCCAGCCAGGCGGGGCAGACAGCCCUGAUGCUGGCGGUCAGCCACGGGCGAGUGGAUGUGGUGAAAGCCCUCCUGACCUGCGAGGCGGACGUCAACGUGCAGGACGAUGACGGCUCCACGGCGCUCAUGUGUGCCUGUGAGCACGGCCACAAGGAGAUCGCGGGGCUGCUGCUGGCUGUGCCCAGCUGUGACAUCUCGCUCACCGACCGCGAUGGGAGCACCGCUCUCAUGGUGGCCCUGGAUGCCGGGCAGAGCGAGAUCGCGUCCAUGCUGUACUCCCGCAUGAACAUCAAGUGCUCGGUAUGGGAAGCUGAGACAAGAGGAUCGCUUGAGACCAGGAGUUCAAGGCCAGUCAGGGCAACAUAGCAAGACCGUGUUUCAAACAAAGAAAUCUUCGCCCCGAUGUCAGAUGACGAGAACCUGGCGUCGUCCUCCGCCGAAGAGUAGCCAAGGGAGGGAGGCCGGAGCCUCCCUUGGGGCCACUGGCCCGCCAGCCGUCCUGUCUCCUCUCUGCCCCUCUCUCCUCCUCGGGCUUCCUCCCACGCCCCCAGGCCCAAGUCUGGAAGGCAAACAGUUUUCCCUCCGCGUCCCCAGGGAGCCCAGGACACGGACGCGCAGGGGACUCCUGCUCCAGUUGGUUUUCCGGCACCCAAGUUCAAAGCAGCGGCCCAGAGCAAAGCUAAACUCUUGUCUAAAGCGGCGCCAGUGGCUGUUGGCUGGGGUGUGGGUUUUAUAAAGAACGUUGAGAACAAUCAGCCGGCAAUUAUGGGCGGAGGAGGGGAAAAUUUUAUAUUUUUGAAUCAUUGUCGGGGGAGGGGCACGAUCCUCCUGUGUGUUGCCAAAUUUGAAAGUCACUGGAAUUGUGUGUGCUCCUGUAAUCCUGGAUGUCAAGGCACGGUCAUCACUCGAGUGGCUUUGCCCACCCCCCGCCUCCCCCACUCGUACUAACUGUCCAGUUAUAGCGUCUGUUGCCCCCACUCCAGGUGGCUUUCUAGGGGAUAUUUCUUCUCUUGCUUCACAGAAUAGCUUCCGCCCUGUCACAUCACCCCCUGGGCAGAAAGCUGAGCCCUUCUCUCUUGUUGUGUCUGCCAGCAUCACUCCCACUCAAGUUGGGGGACUCAGGACCCUGCGGCCUGUGCCCUGGUAGCCUCUGACUUGUAGGUAACCCGUUCACAAGGAGAAAUGACCCAGAAAUCCAUCCCGCCCCUGUACAGAGGCCCUGGCAAAUAGCAGUUUCCUAGAAAAUCCUUCAGACCUAGAGUUGAAAGAAAAAGAUCCAGUUCUCAGAGUGGCUGCUACAUCCAGAGCCCAGAACCGUGGUUACAGGGCCCUCCUCUUCCUCCACAGGUCUCCAGAAUUUCUCUCCUCAAAGGAGAGAAAACAGGGAAUGUGUUUGUUGGCAAAGCAUAGGGCAGGCUCCACAAACCCCAUGUGUACACAAUUAAAAGUUGGCUGCCCCCAGAGGACUCCCAGCAAACUUAAAGAGACAGGCCUCUGCCGAAAACCAAACAAAGGGCAGCUGGAUUUUUUUUUUUUUUUCAAACAA
Molecule: messenger RNA, 4167 nt
Organism: Marmota monax (woodchuck)
Lineage: Eukaryota; Metazoa; Chordata; Mammalia; Rodentia; Sciuridae
Gene: Kank2
Product: KN motif and ankyrin repeat domains 2
Exons: 14
Coding region: 423-2987 (854 amino acids)
Biological process (GO): negative regulation of transcription by RNA polymerase II; negative regulation of cell population proliferation; negative regulation of intracellular estrogen receptor signaling pathway
Cellular component (GO): cytoplasm
Molecular function (GO): protein binding
Source: RefSeq, a predicted model, not a curated record